Messenger RNA from Psylliodes chrysocephalus, 724 nucleotides. Lineage: Eukaryota; Metazoa; Arthropoda; Insecta; Coleoptera; Chrysomelidae. The record is from the annotation of a GenBank genome assembly.
AUUGAAUUUCCGCCGAUUAUUUGUGACCGCGCGCUUUUUCUGAACAAUUUAGAGCAAUUGAAGGAAGGCAUUUUUCAUUAAUUCAGCGUUAAGAAUAAGUGUCACUUAAACACCUCAGUCGUUCGAAAGAAACAUGGCAAGCCAAAGUCAAGGUAUCCAACAACUUUUGGUUGCGGAAAAAAGGGCCGCUGAAAAAGUUUCGGAAGCUAGAAAACGUAAAGCCAGAAGAAUUAAACAAGCCAGAGAACAAGCUGCGAACGAAAUAGAAUUGUACAGAAAAGAACGUGAAAGACAGUUCAAGGAGUAUGAAGUCAAAUAUAUGGGUUCUAAAGAAGACGCCAUUGCUAAAAUCGAAAAAGGAACCGAGGCCCAUUUGAUAGAACUGGAAGAAAAUGUACAAAAGAAUAAAGAAGGGCUCAUUUUGGACUUCAUUGCUUUGGUUGUUGACGUGCAACCAGAGGUUCAUCGUAACUAUUUCAUUAUGAAAUCUUUCAACAAAAUCUGAUUUACAAGUAGGUAUUACUUAUAAAAAAAUACUGUUAUAUUUUACGAUUUAUAAAAAUGUUAUUAAAAUAAUUAAUAAUAAUUAAUAUAUUGUAAUUAAUUCAUUGGAUUUUACUAUGAUUAUAUUUUAUGAAAGUUAUUAUAAUAUUAUAGCUGUAAGAAAAGUUCAUAUUAUUGUUAAUAGAAAAUAUAAAAAAAUGAAUAAAAAUUGAUUCACUGA